Daphnia magna is the source of this 939-nucleotide messenger RNA. RefSeq lists its product as uncharacterized. The record is from RefSeq and is a predicted model, not a curated record. Bases 120 to 695 code for a protein of 191 amino acids. NCBI's taxonomy places the organism in Eukaryota, Metazoa, Arthropoda, Branchiopoda, Diplostraca, Daphniidae. The transcript has 4 exons.
AGACCUUUUUUUUAUAGCAACAAAAAGUGACGGUUGGAUUAAUUACUUUAAAUACCGCGGCGUACACGAGUUUUUGGUACUCUGAAAUUAAGUAAAAAUACGUUACGUAGUUUCAUAAAAUGUUGGGCGACGACGAUUGGCUUGGAAAGUUUAUCGAGGAUUACAAGGUGAAAUUAGCCGAAGAAAAACGUGAACUUUACUCGACUCAUGUCAAUACGACAGAUGACAGACAACAGGAGCAGCAUGAUUCUUCUUCUCCGUUAGCUGCAUCCAAGGAAAAAUCAAAAAUAACAGUUCCAUCAAAAUCUGGGCAAUUUGAUCAAGAGAAAAUAAGUUUCUCUGAACAACCUGCAGACGGAGUGAGAAAUUCAGACCAUAGCGACGCAGUCGAGCGCAAAAAGAAACAAGAAGAAUACCACCGCAUUCUCGAUCAACAGCUCGCUGAACAUAAACAAAGAAAAGAGGAAGAAUUGCAGAGACGGAGACGAGAAGAGACUGAUGACUUUGGAAUGACUUCUAAUCUCAAUACUGAUCACCGUUCAUUUGCGAUUCGAUCUCCAUCGCCACCGAUCAAAUCUCAUUAUCGGAAGCCGGUGCAAGUUCGAGUGCCCUCCCGACCGUUGGCAGCAGAAGGUGACAACCAUCAACGAUUGAGCGAUUUGACUGAGCUUCGGCAGCUGUACAGCAAUCGAUGAAGAUAGGUUUUUCAGUAGUCAUCAACAAACAGUAUUGCAAAUCAGGCAAUGGCUAAUUGGCUGCGAGUUGUGCGUUGCGUGGCACGCACCGAAAGAACAAAUACUUCCGCCGGGAUUGAAAACCCGUUUCCCACCCAUCCGUCAAUAAUUAUAAAUUGGUUUUUCCGCCCUAUUUUCUGGCCGCUGGGAUGUUCUUUUACCCUCCUCCCACCCUUUCGGAAAAUAAAAGAAUUUCAGGCAGAAA